UUCUUGUUCUAUCAAUCAAAACACGGCACCAGCCGUGAGCCGUAUCGCAAUCCGCAGCAGUUUUCAUUUCAGUCAAUCAGCCAGCCUGUUGCGUUGAGUGUGUGUAUUCUAAUACAGUUAACGGAUCACGUAUAAAUUUGUGCUAUUUGAUAUGAAAUAUAUCUACCAGUGUUGUUAAUCGUGUAGUGUGAACUAAAUAAACAACUUGUUACAUUAACUGAACUGAAAAAGAUAACACGAAGUUUUGUGUCCAUUCGAGUGGUUUCAAAUUGACUUUUGACGUCACGAGUGACAACCAAUCGGUUGGCGCGAAAGAAAAAACUACAUUGCGUGUUUUUGUUUUCAAUCGUGCUUACGAAGUUUAUUGUUUUGACUGUAUCGGAUGGCUCGUAAUAGGUGAAUGUUUUGUUUGUUGGAAAUAUGCUUUUAAAAUGUACUGCGGACGGAAGGCCGAUCAAAGUGAACGGAGCGCCGGUCAAUCACGGGAAUGGUGCGAGAGGCAUGAAAAUGACUAUGUCUACGUCACCGACGAUGAGUGCUCGGGUACACAGGAAAGUGAUGCGGGCGCCGCAUAAGCGGGCCCACCCGGGUAAGACGCAGCACCCGGGCAAAAUGGUGCACGCCGGGAAAAUCGCACACCACCCGGGUAAACUGGCACAUUUAGGCAAAUUCGGGAAACUCGCGCACUACGCUCACACGCACGCCCUGCGGCCGCCGGAGCCGUGCGAGAACAGUAACGACAGCGGCCUAGGACCCGACGCCACCAACAGAUGUUCGGACACUUUGGAGGAGUGGGAACACCCGGAGUUGAAACGACGACGCGGCGACAGUGAAGCGGCGGUUAAACUAGAAUGCGACGACGCAAACGACGCGUACGCUUUCCGUGCACCGGGCGCGGGAGAGCCCGCGUCCGCCAUUGUACCCGCGCUGCCUGACGCUCCCGCCGCCACGCUUGCGCCGGCGCUACCCACUCCCGUAAUGAGAGCUGGUUGCAGUUUAUCUAGUCCAAACAUACCUGAAACUACUGGCAAAAGAUUCCAGGACCCGUACAGAUCGUGCGGGAAGCUGGGCAGUGCUGGGAAACUAGCCAGCAAGUACCCGGGAGGGGGGAAAUUAGUUGGUGCUGGAGGGAAAUUAAGUGGGAAACUAGCAGGGAAGUGGGGAGGUAAAGUAGCACAGGCAAUGGCGCGACGAAGGGUGGUAGCAAACAUGAUCCCGGGCGGCAGGCCUGGGCUGUCGUCGCCACUGUCCAACAGGUCGAGGGAUGGUACCGUGGAGCUGCAGAUUCUGUGCCAACCCGAGACACAACACAGAGCGAGAUAUCAGACUGAAGGCAGCCGAGGUGCUGUCAAAGACAAUUCUGGGAAUGGCUUCCCAACUGUCAAAUUACUUGGUUACGACAAACCAGCUGUGUUACAGGUAUACAUAGGUACAGACACGGGUAGGGUUGCCCCACACAUGUUCUACCAAGCGUGUCGGGUGUCGGGCAAGAACUCCACGCCGUGCAAGGAGAGGAAGGAGGAUGGCACAGUCAUCAUAGAGAUAGACCUGGAGCCCGCCAAGAACUGGCAGGUCACCUGUGACUGUGUAGGGAUACUCAAGGAGCGCAAUGUGGACGUGGAGCACAGAUUCGGCGAGGCACUAGGAGGCAAUGCGACCGUGGGCUCAGGCACCAGCGCCGCGCACAUCUCGCGAGGCAAGAAGAAGUCCACGCGCUGCCGCAUGGUGUUCCGGACCGACAUCAUCAACGCCGCCGGCCACACUGAGACGCUACAAGUCUGUUCUACACAAAUUAUAUGCACCCAACCGCCAGGUGUUCCAGAAGUGUGUCGCAAGUCCCUAGUGUCGUGCCCCGCGACCGGCGGCCUGGAGCUGUACCUGCUGGGCAAGAACUUCCUCAAGGAGACCCGCGUGGUCUUCUGCCAGCGACAGGACGGGCGCACGCACUGGGAGGAGGAGGUCGCGCCUGACAAGGAGUUCUUACAACAGACGCACCUAGUAUGCUGCGUGCCGCCGUACUGCCGCUCGGACAUAUCGGAGGCGGUGGCGGUGCAGCUGUUCGUGCGGUCGGGCGGCAAGGCCAGCGAGCCGCACGUGUUCUACUACACGCCGCCCGCGCUCGACACCGGCCCGCAGCACUGCUCGCGCCACCACACGCAAGUGGGUGCAGGUGGCGAGGAGGCGCGGCCCGUGCUGCUGUGGUCGGGGAUGAUGCCGCCGCCCGCGCUGCCCGUGCGCCGCCCCUCCAUCAUCCUGCCCGACCCGCACUCGCCCGUCGGACUCAAGAGCGAGGUGGCCGACGAGACCAGCCAGCACUCGCUCGUAGACGGAGGCGAGUCAUCGUGUGGCGCUGAAGGACCCGACAAGCCAAUGAGCAUGUCUGACGAACUCAACAUCGUGGACCUCAGGCUCAAGUCUGAGAUGUCCAGGGACUCACAGAGCCAGGUGGGUUUCGUGGGUGGCUACGACAAUAUAAAGCUGUCCCCGAGCACCCCGGCCGCCAGCUCGCCCCCCUCCCCCCUGGCCACGUUCACGCAGCAGCUGCAGGCCAUACAGAACCAGGUGCAGACCGACAAGAUGGUGGAGACCGUCACCGCCGCCAUCUUCAACUCAGACGACAACGCGCCGCAGAUCUACCCCACCAUGAUGCAACCCAUGGACACCAUGCGACAACUGAUCUCCUCCAAGAGCGUGGACCCGCUCGAGACAGACAUGAAGGUGCUCAACCCGGAGCUCAUGAUCACAGAGACCUCCAUGCAGCAGAACGUGAUGCAGACGAACGAGCAAAGACUGAUAGUGUACAACCAGAUGCAGGCGGCGGCGCAGGACGACUCCUUCCCCUUCGGCAACAUGACCAAGCUGGAGAUGGGCACCACCGCCAUCGAGCACCGCCUGGCGCAGCAGUCCGCGCACAUGGAGGCGCUGGUGGAGGACGCCAUGAAGGCCACCGCCGCCAUGCUGCCCGACAGCUCCAAGCUGGACGAGCUCGUCAACUCGCGCGUGGACGACCACCUGCAGGCCGGCGCCGCGUCCCCCGCCCGGGCGCAGCCCGACCUGCUGCCGCCCAUGCCGGCCUCCGCCAUCUCGCCCGACGUCAUCCUCAACCCGCAAGUGUCGCCCACCAUGCUGUGCGACUCCUCGCAGCGCAUCGUGAUGCCGGCCGGGCCCUCGCAGGACGAGCUCAUGAUGAUCCAGGACCAGGUGCAGCUCACCUCGGUGAAGACUCCGCCCGCCGCCGUCAAGUCCAUGAUCCUCAACGCGGCCGCCGAGAUCCUCACGUCCGACACCACCAUGAACGCGCUGGUCACGUCGGCCAUCAACACGGCCAACAUACUGACCACCGAGAGCGUGUCGGGCUCCGGCGGCAUGCAGACCACGGACUCCGCGCAGCCCCCCGCGGAGCCGGCGGGAGAGACUCCGCUGGUGGCCAUGUCGCAGGCCGUGUCGCAGGCCGUGACGCAGGCCGUGUCGCAGGCCGUGUCGCAGGCAGUGUCGCAGGCCGUGACGCAGGAGAUGACGGCGCCCGUGCAGGGACUCACCGACAUGAGCGACCAGGACCUGCUGUCCUACAUAAACCCCAGCACGUUUGACCAAGUGUAAGGCCCGCGCCGCCGAUACUUCCCGGAUAGUGGCGGGACACUUUGCCUACUGAAUGCAUUUCUUGUGUCGAGGGCUCAAAAGCAGUUUUUAUGUGAAUUUUUAAUGGAUGUCUACGUAGAAGUAAAGUAUUUAGCAAAUAGAGAAUAUAAUCUCCGGACGUGUGGAUGUCGUGUCGCUAUGUAUCUCAGGUUGAGCUUGGUACCUAAUGUUUGGUCGUCAAUUAUCCAUCAUGUGAGUCAGUAUUACAGGGCAAAUCAAUUGAACACGUCGCACUAACGAAUUAUUGUGGAUCGGCCGAUGUGUGUACUCGUAUGUAUUUAUGUAUGGGGAUAUACCAGACAUUACAUUCAUGUUAUAUCAUAAGUAUAUUACACCGACUAUUAUAUUGACAAAUCCUAUAUUUAUUAUACAGAUAGUACUCUACAUGUGUGAACCUAGAUCUAAUUCGGACGUAUGUAUGUCGCGCAACGAUAGCUACAGCGGAAUAUAUUGUGUGUCUAUGUUAAGGAACUAAUCAUACGUUGUCUUGUACGUAGGAUUUAUACUGUAUGUAUGCACGUAUGUGGAACACAAGUGUUGUAAAUAGCCACGGUCGAGUAUAUAGACGAUCCUCCCCGACUUCUGUAUCAGAAAUGAUAAUUUACAAUUUGUAAUUUUGUCUCAGAUUACGUGAAUUUAGUGAAACUUCAGAAUUGGACAACAUUCUACAACAAGAAUUGCGUCGGUUAUACGUGUUGAUGUACUUGCCACGUAGUCGCAGCCACCACUCGCGACGCCACUCGUGGCCCCAUGCCGACACGACCAGUAUUGUCCCUCCCGAUCACUCAGUGAUACUAAGUCUAAGUGAUUAGAAUAACCGGCACCUAUUUAAUUCUAAGUCCCUCAGCAGUUAGGCAGGAUCUAUAUAUAGCAUACGAGUCAUAUUUAUUGAUACUACACGCUCAGUACUGGAGCAAAACCAAAAAGUUUUGAAAAUUUUUGAUGACACAUAUAAAAUAAAAUUAUCAUUUCUUUUACGGGUUUUUUGAGUUCAAUCAAUUAUUGUACACAAUAUAAGGUAGAAGGUUGGACAAUGUUACCUACAUAAAGUGCUAUCAUUAUUUUCUUCCCGCAUAGGGAUAGACAGAGGUGCUGCUUUAUGAUAUGGCCUAAACAAAGCUUGCAAAGGUCAUAAAUUAAUAGCUAUUUUUAUGUAGGUAACAUUGUUUAAUUCUUCUGUUUUAUUAACUAAAUCACAUUUAAUUGUAAACUUUUAUAAUAAAUAUGGAUGUUUUUGGUGGCGAAUAGUCAGUCGAUAUUCAGAUCAUUAUAAUGUUCACUGCUGGACAUUGGCAUUAUUUAUUUACAUUUAUCCAAUUUUGACACGAUUUUAGAAAUAUAUACCUAAAUUUUGAUAUUCUGAUUAUUCGCCCACCAGAGUCACACAAGAUUAGACCUUAUACAACAGUCCAUAAGCUUUAAACUAUAUAUUCCCGAGCAUACAUCGAACCACUGAAUUCACGCACUACAUUACUAAGUAGUAUAUUUUUAUAAUUAUGUUGUAUAUGAUUGUGAUAUGUAACUGAAUAUACAUAUUAAUCAACGUAGUAGUUAAUUUUUUUUAUAAGUGUAAGGAAAUUGUACUGAUGUGAUGAUAGAGCAAAGAGUAUAUUAAAAAAUUAUGUUAUGAACAUUUAUUAUUAAUUACAAAUGAGUUUUUAUAGAGUCGAAUGCUACAUAUUUGUGCCAUUUAAAUAAAUGUAAACGUAGAUAUAUGUUAGUGUAUGAAGCAUAUCGAUAGAGUUGUACCUACCUACUAUUGGUUUGUGGCCGACAUGAUGAUGUAAGCGUGCCUGUACGACGCUCCACUACCCAGACUUUGUGUGCGACGCGCGUUAACGUGCGUAGCCUGCGAGUGAUGCAAUGUUACUUCAUUUACGUAACGAUAGCAAACGCACGUUAACGCGCGAUCGCAAGCACGCCAAAACGGCUUAAAAACGGAUUUACUGACGCGUGCUUUUAAAGCUCCCGUCUAUUUUUCAUAUGAGGACAAAAUACGACAUAAUUAUUGCCAUUGAUCUAUAAUCAAAUCAAACGUUUUAUAUAUAAAUAUUUUUUGACAUAGAACACUCUACUUGUGGCAGUGAUUAUGUCUAGUUUUAUAGAGAAAUAUACAUUAUACAGUAUUUCAAUCGGGGACCAUGCAAAUAUACACACAUUAUACGAGAUAGACAUUAUAUAUAUACAAGUCUACAACAUUUUAUACGGAGUAUAUUUGACGCACCAAAUACAAUGUCUAUGAAUUUAUAUGUGCUGUUAUGGAAUAAACGAAAAUUUUACGUAAACGUAUAUUUAUUACUGUUGAACGCGGUGCAAAUUAUAAGAAUAUAUUGUUGUGCUAUCAUAUGACAAUUGUAAAUGUGUCAUUUUGCACAAUGUUCAUGUUAUUGUACCCGGGAAUCUCCUGUCUUCCUCUCAAGUCUUACUGAAUGUGUUUAGCAUCGUAUUCGUAUCUUUGUAUCCAAGCGACAUCACAUUUCAUUGUAUUUUAUACUUAUUUUGUUAGUCUUCCAUUUUGUCUGACAUUCGAAAACCUGUUUUUUUGUAACCUGUGAAUUUAUUUAUUUUAAAGGGAGAAGAUAGUUUAGUGUUUGUGUUAAGUAGAGAGUUAUGUGUUUAGAAAUUAUUUAAGUAAUUAUUAAAUUAAUUGGUACUUUAAUCAUAGUGCUUAGUAAAACAUUACGCCUAUACUUUCUCAAAGGGGUGGACAGAAGAUUAACAUUAACGAUUAGUUUUUAGAUAGUAAUGUAAUUGGUUUACACCGAAAAUGUUCUUGGAAAAGAUUUUCCAUACCAUAAUGUAUAUUUUGGAUUUAAAUGAAUGGUAAACUAUCUUCUUCGUUUGAAAGUUUCCGGUGUAACGUGUGUACCGUGCAGUGCGUACAAUGCGUACAAUGCGUACAAUGGACGUGCAGUUAGAUCUCUAGUCGGUCUAAAUCGAUGAGUGCUAUUGCAGAGCGAGUUCGUCAACUAUGUUAUUUGUUUUGAUGUAAUUAAUAAAUGUUAUGAAAAAUGUA
Messenger RNA from Spodoptera frugiperda (fall armyworm), 6655 nucleotides. RefSeq names its product nuclear factor of activated T-cells 5 (gene NFAT). Gene Ontology annotation, biological process: regulation of transcription by RNA polymerase II. Bases 421 to 3600 code for a protein of 1059 amino acids. Lineage: Eukaryota; Metazoa; Arthropoda; Insecta; Lepidoptera; Noctuidae. Gene Ontology annotation, molecular function: DNA-binding transcription factor activity, RNA polymerase II-specific; RNA polymerase II cis-regulatory region sequence-specific DNA binding; transcription factor binding. The record is from RefSeq and is a predicted model, not a curated record. The transcript has 13 exons. Gene Ontology annotation, cellular component: transcription regulator complex.